AUGCAACCGGUUAAAUUACAAAAAAUAUGUAGUUUUCCAUUCAUUUUGGAUAUGACUAAUUUUCUAAGUCGUAAACCAAAACAGAAAGUAGAAUAUGAACUAUUCUCAGCUGUAAUCCACGUUGGUGGGAGUACGAGUGGUGGGCAUUAUCAUGUAUUCAUCAAGGAUCUUUAUGGUACUAUAUGCAGUCAGUCUGCAAAUGAUCUUAAUGCGAAUCAUAAACAUCACAAUCCGCUUGAUUCCACAUUAACAGCUACAUACAGAAUUAAAUUAGACAGUAAAAAUCCUGGAAAAAAGCCAUUCAUAACCCAUGAUCAUUUCGCUUUAAAUAACCAUCUAUUUGCUUAUAUAGAUAAUAAUACUAACGUCAGUGAUGCUGAUAUGAAUCUGAAUAAAGAUAAAAAUCAACUGGUGAUUGGUGACGAUGACAAGAAUGUUGACAGUGAUGUGGACGAUAAGAACGACAAGGAAGAUGAAAAAAUGAAUGAUGAAGGCAAAGUUAACGAUACUGAAAAUUCAUUGGAUAAACAAUAUCUACAAACAAAUCUCCAUGAUUCUCUUGAGUCCUUACAAUCAAUUCAUUUAAACGAAAAAUCUUCACUAUCUGAAAUUAGUUUAUCAAUUAAUAAAAAGGGCAAACAAAAGUUAUCAAUAAACACUUUUGAUCACAAUGGUAUUACUACUUUUAAUGAAGAAAAUGAGAAAUUGUGCAAAGAUAUAUUCCAUCGAAAAAUUAAUAAAAAGGAGAUGGAACAAAAUUAUUUAAAGAAUUUGUAUAAGAAUGAAAAUGACUUCAAAUAUUUACAAAUUAGUAACCUUGACCAAUCAUCUUUUAAAUCAGUUCAUGAAGAAAUUUCAAAUAAUGCAAUAGGAUCAAAUUUAUUUGAUCGAUUAAAACCUACUCUAAAUAAUAAUCAGGAAAAGCUGUCAACUAUAAGCAACUAUUCUAAACUAAUGAACAACAAAGAUUAUGUUACAGUAGACACAAGUUUACAAAACAGGUAUCAACAAGUUUAUCAUCGAUCAAAAUCUAAUCAUUAUAAACAAAUUGUUGAAGAGACACCGAAUUCAUCAAAUAAAUCACUUCUAGAUGUAAGAGAACCAAUCAUAUAUUUAGAUGGUAUUUCAGUGCAUCCUUCAUUGAUAAAACCAAUCAACAGUAGAUUAAGAAAUGAUUCCAAUCAUGAAGAGAUUCCACGACAACUUAAAACGUAUCUAAAUAUACUAGAUAAUAACAAAAAAUCUGUGAAUCGAAUGAAUUCACUGCGUCAUUCAACAAUCCGAAUGCGAAGUAUAUCACCGCAAAGAAAAGUAGAUAAGAGUAUGUCAAAAUUUUCAUAUAGUAAUCCUUACAAAACUCAAUUAAGUCAACACAAUAACACUUUGACAAACCGAAUCAAUUCAGCAGAUAAUCGUAACGCCAAGGUUACAAAUCAAAUCUAUGAACCAAUGACAAAUGAAACAGCAACAAGAAUACAAAUAUCUUUUAACGCUAAUGAAUUUAGACGUUGUUCACUUCAUUCGUCAAUAAACUCGAUGAGAUGGAAGUCACGACUAUUUAAUGUUAGUAAGAUGGAUGAAAAGUUGAAAAGUCGUUACAGUCUGACAGAAGAUUAUCUAAACCAUUGUGAAAUCAAUGACUUCUUAGCCAGAGUUAGUCAAAACAAAAGUAGUCCUAGUUAUCAUUGUGAAUUAAUGAAUACUGUCAACGAUUCAUUAGAAUAUAAUAGCACCUAUUUACCUAAUAUAAAGCGUACUAAAGCUAAAAUGGCAUCAUAA
This is a messenger RNA of Heterobilharzia americana, 1779 nucleotides long. The record is from the annotation of a GenBank genome assembly. NCBI's taxonomy places the organism in Eukaryota, Metazoa, Platyhelminthes, Trematoda, Strigeidida, Schistosomatidae.